Phyllotreta striolata is the source of this 330-nucleotide messenger RNA. The record is from the annotation of a GenBank genome assembly. NCBI's taxonomy places the organism in Eukaryota, Metazoa, Arthropoda, Insecta, Coleoptera, Chrysomelidae.
CGGAAAACCCGCCCCCGAAACGCCGGUUGGCUGCCCGCCGAAAGGGCACAGUGUAACGAGACCGGGGGCGGCCAAUGGGCGCCGACGCCCGGAGACGGCGCCGGCUCGUCUGGCGGUGCGACGUCGGGACGCAAACGUUACCCGAACCUGACAUCGGUUGCAGGCUUCCCGAUAUCAUGCUUUUGUUCACCGAAAAUUCAGUGUUUAACUUUGAUUGCAGAUCCGAAACAGUCCGAUUUCGUGCCGUCACGAGAAGUGAUAAAAGUGCUAUCUCGCGAGCUCCAGUGUAACGCGACGCCGACGCCUACCGACGCGGACAAAUCCGUGUGA